This is a messenger RNA of Schistocerca serialis cubense, 1241 nucleotides long. Its product is annotated as odorant receptor 43a-like. Gene Ontology annotation, molecular function: odorant binding; olfactory receptor activity. The transcript has 5 exons. Gene Ontology annotation, cellular component: plasma membrane. Gene Ontology annotation, biological process: detection of chemical stimulus involved in sensory perception of smell; sensory perception of smell. The coding region runs from base 1 to 1200 and encodes 399 amino acids. Lineage: Eukaryota; Metazoa; Arthropoda; Insecta; Orthoptera; Acrididae. The record is from RefSeq and is a predicted model, not a curated record.
AUGGACUGGGAUCCACAGAGAUCACAGCCCCUGACAUGGCAGUACACUGCUAGCUCCGUUCUUAAAUACAACGUGCGUUUUCUGAAUGUAUCUGGUCUGUGGCCACUGCAAGGCUUCCAACUAUUUCGCAUCUGUAUUGCCACCAUAGUCACUCUGUGCUUGGGUCACAUUGCCGAAGCCGGCAUCAACCUCUGCACACUGCGAGGGGAGCUGGAAGACUACACACUGGCGCUGUCCAACGUGUCGGUCAUAAUCGUCGGAGUGCUCAAAGUGGCGAUCUUCCUCCGUAACGAGGGCAGUUUCUGUUUCCUGGUGCGCUGGUUGGACGCGCUGGUGGAGCGCCAGACAGAGUACGUGCGCGACCAGCCGUCGCGCGAGGCAAUCUUCAGGGAAGCUCGGCAACGCGCCAGUCGCAUCUCCAAAGGUCUCGACGCGUACAACGUCUCCCUGCUCAGCCUGUGGACCGUUGCACCACUGAUCGCUUCCUCUGGUGACAAGAGACUGCCCUUCCAGCAGCUGCCCAUGGCGAAUACGACAACCUUCCCACUGUACGAACUGUCCUACGCCUUACAGGGCACCUCUGUCAUAAUCAUUUGUUUAAUCAAUGUGCAUUUGGACUGCUUCUUUACAGCAGUUAUGAUUCUCAUCGGAGCUCAGUUGAAAUUAGUGGGCUCGCGAAUCGCUGAUUUGCAUCCGCGAAACGUAGCAGUGAAGAAUGAUUCGAUGAUUGAUGACACCUACAAGGAUUUAUGUCUCUGUAUCCAGACUCACCAGGAUAUCGCAAGGUUCAUCAAACAACUAGAAAGAGUGAUGAAUCCCAUCGCAAUGCUGCAGCUGGCCCUCGGAGUCUUCAACGGCUGCAUGCUCAUUUUCCCGGCAGCGUAUAACGCCGAGAGCGGGUCGCUGAUCAAGGUGUUGGUAACGGCACCAGCAGUCAGCAUGCAGCUGCUGGUCUACUGUCUCGGAGCUCACAGCGUCCGGGAACAGAGUGAGCUGGUUUCCGUGGCUGCAUACAGUUGUGGCUGGCCAGAUACCGACAUCAGAUUCCAGAGAGCAUUGCUGGUGGUCAUGGCGAGGGCACAGAGGCCUCUGAGUCUCACUGCUGGUGGGGUCUACCCCAUACAGAGGGCCACCUUCCUUUCGCUGCUGAACGCUGGCUACUCGUACUACGCUGUCCUUCAGAACUUCACUGGCCGCUGAAGGCGCGCCGGCCGACAUCUGCCAGCAUCGCACACACCCUG